Molecule: messenger RNA, 2175 nt
Organism: Plasmodium inui San Antonio 1
Lineage: Eukaryota; Apicomplexa; Aconoidasida; Haemosporida; Plasmodiidae
Exons: 1
Coding region: 1-2175 (724 amino acids)
Source: RefSeq, a predicted model, not a curated record
AUGUUUUUUACACAUGUGAGAUUUAUAGGCAAGCUAGCGAGAAACAAACUUAACAAGAGGAGAAGCUGGAUCAAGCGGAAUAAAAAAUGGAUGCUACCUAGGGUUGAGAAAUCGUACCUGAAACAGGAGCAAGACUUCAUCGUGCGGUAUAAAACCGUGCCGCAGGGGGGGGGGUCCCAUGCACGGCUAGAAGCGGGGCGAGGUGAAGUAAAACAUGAAGAAGCGAAACCUGGGGAAGGACCCACUGACUAUAGACGCAUCCUAGAGGAGACAACCCGAAAAGAAAAGAAGCAUUUAAAACCCCAUGAGUAUAAGAAGCUGCUGAAGCGGAAGGAUGGUAGUGGGCGCAUCCCCAACGAUGACAAGCUACAGCUAAAGCACCUCCUGCGUAGCGGCAAGGAUGGGGGAACACACAAGGGGAUACAGAUAGACAUAAAAGACUACAAAGAUGACGAGAAGGAAAGGAAGAAAAACGAAAUGAACACAUUUUGGUACAUGCCAAGUCCAUUUGAAAAAAAAGGAGUCUAUGGAAUGAAAGAAAAUUCUUUUUACAAAUCUUUUAUGAGAGAUAGGGAGAGACAGCUGGACCACAUCGACACGAGAAAGUUAAACGAAAGUGAACAAAAACUACUCCAUGAAAUGCGCAAAAGGGGGAACAAUGUUAGCGACAAACUGCUCGACGAGAGUGUGACUUCCCUUGAUGGGAACCAAAAAAGAGAAAGAAAAAUCCGGAUUAGUCCAAAAAAAUAUUGGUUUCACGAUACGUAUCGUUCCCCAGCUAUCCCCACCUUGAGCACGGUAAAAGCGAGGGAAUUGAGAUUCCUAAUGAUGAACGAAGCCAAGCUAGUUAGGAAGGGCAAAUCCGUGGACGUGGAAUUAUGGCUAGCUUUUAUGAACCGAGUUCUGAAUCUAUCCAGCAAGGUACACGUACGGAGCCUGCUUCGAUACUUACAAACCAUUGCAUCUGUCAAGGUGAACAAUAAAAAAAUGAUAAGCGAUAUCCUGUGUGAAAUUUUCAAACGAGAAAAUCUCAUGAAGCCAAAGCAUUAUGUCUAUCUUUUUCAAGCAUGCUCUAGAUUAAAAUGGUCCCACUUCCAAUUAAUCUAUGCCCUAAAAAAUAUGACGUUGUGUUGGCCCAUCCUCAGGAAUAACUUCCUUGUCAAGUCAGCCAACUCGAUAAGUAAGCUAGGGUUGGCAAAGAGUGUGUACAGUAAGUGCUUGCAAAUUACGCUUUGUGAACGGCUAGCCAAUUUUUCAGGGAAGAAUUUGAAGGCCAUCAAGGCUAUUACCUUUUUGGAACUCUUCACUGAGGAGAUGAUUUUGAAGUUCAUUUCUCUUGCUAGUUUUUACAAAGAACAUUUUAACUACUACACGCGGCACCUGCAGGUGCUGCACCUGUACGUUACUCUAUUCUGCCCGUCCUUGUGCGACAGACUGACGGCGGAGCAGCGGGUCUUCCUGUGGCGCUACUCGCGCGGCGCCAACUGGAAGGAGAUCCGUAGUAAGGGCAGCCGUGAGUAUAGCAGUGGUGAAGAGAGCGAUGAGUGCGGCAGUGAUGAGGACAGCGAUGAUUGCAGCAGUGAUGAAGAGAGUGACCGGUUAAGCAGCGAUGAGGAAAGCGAUGAUUGCAGCAGUGGUGAAGAGAGAGACGAACCAUUGAGCAACCCGGGCCACCCGCCUAGCCAAACGUCCUCUCAUCAUGGCUCCAAAAUAGGCGACAAAAUACGCGGAGGGUUCACCAGCAUGUUACACAAACAAAUCAGUGACAUCCUCACGCUGCUAAAAAUCGAGCACUUGAAUUCGGUUGCCUGUGGACCUUUCAUAGUGGACAUAUAUCACCCCCAGUCAAAUUAUAUUAUCGAGGUAAAUGCCCCCUUCCAAUAUUAUCUGAAUUGUGAGAAACUAACAGCCUUGGCAGAAUGGAGGCACAAGUUUCUGGCCCACAUGGGGUUUAGGCUCAUUCACAUUUCGCACAAGGUGUGGAACAGCCUGCCCACUGAGAGGCAGAAAGUGGAUUACCUGUCACGCGUUUUGCCGGCGGGGAUGUUCAGGCGGGGGUCCCCCGGUGAGAAGCAGCUCAGUGAGGAGUACCCCAGUGAGGAGUUCACCUACGAUGAAUUCCCCUGUGAGGAGCUUCCUUGCGAUGAAUUCCCCUGUGAGGAGCUUCCCAGUUAG